AUGUACAACUCGAAUACAACAUCUACUAUGCAGGGAGCCAAGGAAACCCCGCUGAACGAUUUUAUGGUGCAGCAGCCGCCCACAGACACCAUUUCUUCUAUAAAGUACAGCCCAGUGGAAGACCUUCUCACAGCGUGUUCGUGGGACGGGUCGGUUUACAUCUAUGCGCCUAGCAACCCAAGCUCGCACGAGUCAAUGUGCCUAAAAACGUCUAUCCCGAACCCGAACAACUCGCCGAUACUGUGCAGCUGCUUUUCUGGCGACGGAAGGUUUCUAUUUACAGGGAGCGCAGACGGGGUGAUUCGCGCAAUAGAUAUGACAAAUGGGUCCUCCUCCGACUUGGGGGCGCACACUCUGGCUGUAAGCAGCAUGGCGUUCACCAACGCUGGCACGCUGGUCACUGGGAGCUGGGACAAGACCGUUAAGGUGUGGAGCAUAAACAACAUGCAGGCGCCGCCAAAGGAGCUUAUAAUGGAGGACAAAGUGUACGAUAUUGACAGCAAAAUGAACACCAUCACAAUCCUCAUGGGAAACACAAUUGCGUCGUACGAAGUGUACAGCCUGGAGAAGAUUCAGCAAAGCACAGGAUACCAAAGCAAAAUGAGAACGGGCGUGGGCAUAGGCUAUGGAAGCAUGCAGUCUCAGACGAAGUACCAAAUCAAGUCAAACUGGCAGCUGCGGAAAGUAGCGUGCUCUAACGACGGACAGGACGCGAUUGUGGGGACCACAGGGUCUAAGACAGAGAUAGUGGCCAUUCGCCCAAACAGCAGCAUUAGCACUAUGUACUUCGGGUUCAAGUGCAAGUACACAUCUGACAGAACCGUGUCUCCCGUAAACGUGGUUUUGUACCACCCGGCCUUCCCCAACACAAUUGCCACGGCAGGAACUGAAGGAGUGGUUAUGCUGUGGAACAGACAGGCAAAGUGCAGGCUUGGGUUUGGCGGCCCGGGCGUUGCAACCAAUGGGGCUGACAGAGCGAUUACUGCAGCAGCUUUCAACAGCACGGGAAGAUACUUGGCAAUUGCGGUGGGCUACGACUGGUCGCAGGGAUACAAGUCGCACAUAAACACGCCGGUGGAGAUAAGAAUACUAUUAAUACCCGAAGAAAUACAUACAAAGAGCGGGCAAAGGAUAUAA
Messenger RNA from Nematocida major, 1137 nucleotides. Its product is annotated as mRNA export factor. The record is from RefSeq and is a predicted model, not a curated record. Gene Ontology annotation, molecular function: ubiquitin binding. The transcript has a single exon. NCBI's taxonomy places the organism in Eukaryota, Fungi, Microsporidia. The coding region runs from base 1 to 1137 and encodes 378 amino acids.